UGUGAAUAAACGAAGGUUCACAAUACCCUUCAAGUAGCUACAUAUGCUUAUGCGGUUAUGCCACUGAUUCAUUAUUUUGUAUUCGGUUGGAGAACAACGUUAAGCUGACAAAGGAGAACUCUCUUCUUUUUCUGUUGUUGUUUUUUUUUUAAUGCAAAUUUAUUAUUCUGUCUCAUCUAAUUCAAUUUCAAACUCGAUCCUCGAGCGGUGUGGUGUGGUGUGGUGAAUUACUUCUCCAACUGCUACAGGCUACAGCCAUUAAUUUCAACCUUUGCAGAGCCUUGAAGAAGGGUGAUGAUAUUGAUUACCCUGUUCCAAAAAUGUUUCUUCAUCACCGGACAAAUUUCGCUAUCGUGCUCACAAUCUUCAUGGCGUGGACAACAACAAGAGCACAAAACUUCGAAACAUGCCAGAGCCGUUGCGGAGGAAAGUCCCUGCAGUACCCUUUAGGCUUCUCUGAAGGUUGUGGAGUUCAACUAAACUGUAACAACAACCAAGUCCAAUUAGGUGGUUUUCUGGUCCAGAACGUAACCAGUAACAGUAUAUUCAUCAAUCUCCCUGCGAAAUGCAACCGUAGCAUGCAUUCGAUGAUCCCUCUUUUCGGUGACAACUUUGCUCCCACAUGGAACAAUAGCUUUCUGGUGCAAGAUUGUGCAGCUCCACUUGAUGGCUGCGUUAUUCCUACCUCCACUUUUAUGGGGAGCCAGAUUGAGCUUGGAAACUGCGAUAGCAGAAGUGGUAAUAUCAGUUGCUUUUCGCGGCAGCCACGUAAUCAAACGUUGGAUGUUGUGACAUACGAUGAAUUGAACCGAACUGGUUGCAACUACAUGUUCUCAGCAGUUGCUAUUGGACAGAGCAAAGAUAUUUCAUUACAGUUUCAGGUGGUUGAGUUGGAAUGGUGGCUUCAAGGGCCGUGCCAAUGUUCUUCCAACGCUACCUGCACACCGGUUCUUCUCCGAGGACGGAGCUCCGGGUUCCGGUGCCAGUGUGACGAUGGUUUCAGGGGAGACGGCUUCACCGGUGGCACUGGUUGCCGGCGAGUUCCAAGUUGCAGUGCUUCAACACUAACGUCUGGGGGAUGUGGGAAAGCAACCGAAAUCGGUGUUAUUGUUGGAGUGAUCGUAACUGGAGCUUUGGUCGUGGCUGCUUUGUUUCUUCUAUGCUACUGUGUGAGGCGCCGUUCUACUUGGUUGAGAAAACAUACGAGAGUAAAGCGCCUAUUACGUGAAGCUGCAGGCAACUCUAGUGUACCUUUCUACCCUUACAAAGAAAUAGAAAGAGCCACAAAUUCUUUCUCUGAGAAGUUGAGGCUGGGAACCGGGGCAUUUGGUACAGUUUAUUCUGGAAAACUUCACAAUGAUGAAUGGGUUGCUAUAAAGAAGUUAAGGUAUAGAGACAACAGUGUUGACCAGGUAAUGAAUGAGAUCAAGCUCCUUUCUUCGGUGAGUCACCAAAAUUUAGUUCGCCUCCUAGGUUGCUGCAUAGAGGAGGGAGAGCAGAUCCUUGUUUAUGAAUAUAUGCCAAAUGGAACGCUAUCUCAGCAUUUGCAAAGAGAGAGGGGUAAAGGUCUACCAUGGACUAUAAGACUUACCAUUGCUACUGAAACUGCUAAUGCCAUAGCAUAUCUCCACUCUGCAAUUAAUCCCCCAAUUUACCAUAGAGACAUAAAAUCCAGUAAUAUACUAUUGGAUUAUAGCUUCAAAUCCAAAGUAGCUGAUUUUGGUCUUUCUAGGCUUGGCAUGACCGAAACAUCACAUAUCUCAACAGCCCCACAAGGGACUCCGGGUUAUGUUGAUCCCCAAUACCACCAGAACUUCCAUCUUUCUGAUAAAAGUGAUGUCUACAGUUUUGGAGUGGUUUUGGUAGAGAUAAUAACUGCCCAGAAAGUGGUUGAUUUUUCUCGACCUCAGAGUGAGGUUAAUUUAGCUGCACUUGCUGUUGAUAGGAUUAGGAGGGGUUCUGUAGAUGAGAUCAUAGAUCCCUUCCUUGAACCAAAUAGAGAUGCUUGGACUCUAUAUUCUAUUCAUAAGUUGGCUGAGCUUGCAUUUAGAUGCCUUGCUUUUCAUAGUGACAUGAGGCCUACUAUGAUGGAAGUGGCAGAAGAGCUAGAACACAUCAGGCGCAGUGGAUGGGCAACUAUGGAGGAAACUUUAAUGGCUUCUCCAGUUGGAUCUGCAAGUUCAUCGCCUCGCAACGGAAGUGAGAAGUCACUGAGUGGUAUCAAGGUUAAGAGAGCAGGGCAAGGGAGUGAGAGAUUGAUAGUUCCAGAUAAGGCCGAGAUCUUUUUGGAUUCUAUGGAGGUCAAGGAUAGCUCUCCUGUAUCAGUGCAGGAUCCUUGGUUAAGUGGACAUAGCUCACCUUCAACAAGCAGCUUGUUGGGAAAUGUCGUUCGGUGACAUACACUUGCUUUGGGUGGAAAGCCUCCAGCAAUGUGAAUAAUAAAGGCAUUUAACAGUUUUUCUUUCUCUUUCGCAGUUAUUGCUAUAGCUUUUUUUUUUGUGUAUUGUUGUAAUUAGGAUUCUGCUUUACUAACAACUACCAUAGCUUAUAUGCAUAAAUCAUCAGUAAUCAAUACACAGAAUUCACUGUGCAGACAGAAUGGAACCUACGAAUAUUUACUGUGUAUAAUUAUGGCUGGAAAUAAUCAAAACCUAUAGGCUGUAAUGGUCUCUUUAGCCAGUGCAACUGAAGAUGUAAAUUCGCAAAAUUACAGGGCUUUUGGCAUCUCAGUAAACUGCGUUAUGCCUUAGUAAAGGUAGCACUGGACGCCAUAAGACGCUGCUUCGGUUUAGUCUUUGGUUUUGUCAGUA
This is a messenger RNA of Gastrolobium bilobum, 2810 nucleotides long. Its product is annotated as wall-associated receptor kinase-like 14. The transcript is spliced from 4 exons. Gene Ontology annotation, molecular function: protein kinase activity; ATP binding. The coding region runs from base 321 to 2396 and encodes 691 amino acids. Gene Ontology annotation, biological process: protein phosphorylation. The record is from RefSeq and is a predicted model, not a curated record. NCBI's taxonomy places the organism in Eukaryota, Viridiplantae, Streptophyta, Magnoliopsida, Fabales, Fabaceae.